Messenger RNA from Orycteropus afer afer, 978 nucleotides. Its product is annotated as olfactory receptor 52N1-like. Gene Ontology annotation, molecular function: olfactory receptor activity; G protein-coupled receptor activity. Gene Ontology annotation, biological process: G protein-coupled receptor signaling pathway. Gene Ontology annotation, cellular component: membrane. Lineage: Eukaryota; Metazoa; Chordata; Mammalia; Tubulidentata; Orycteropodidae. The record is from RefSeq and is a predicted model, not a curated record.
AUGUCAUUUGUAAACAACACCAGCCUAACUCCAGUUUCAUUCAUCCUGAAUGGCAUCCCUGGGCUGGAAGAAGUGCAUUUGUGGAUCUCUUUCCCCCUAUGUACCAUGUACAGCAUUGCCAUUACAGGGAACUUUGGCUUUAUGUAACUCAUCUACUCUGAAGAGACCUUGCACAAACCUAUGUACAUCUUCCUAGCCCUUCUGUCCUUCACAGAUGUGCUCAUGUGUACCAACACGCUUCCCAACACCCUCUGUAUAUUGUGGUUUAACCUCAAGGAGAUUGAUUUUAAUGCUUGCCUGUUCCAGAUGUUUUUUUUCAACACCUUCACUGGGGUGGAGUCUGGAGGUCUCAUGCUCAUGGCCCUGGACCGCUAUGCAGCCAUUUGCUACCCCCUGCAUUAUGCCACUAUCAUCACUAAUUCGGUCAUUGCCAAGGGCAGUCUGCUCACUUUUCUUAGAGGUUUGAUGCUUGUUAUCCCUUUCACUUUCCUCACAAAGCGCCUACCAUACUGCAGGGGCAAUGUCAUACCCCAUACCUACUGUGACCACAUGUCUGUGGCCAAGAUAUCCUGUGGCAAUGUCAAGGUCAAUGCUAUCUAUGGUCUGAUGGUUGCCCUUCUGAUUGGGGGUUUUGAUAUCUUAUGCAUCACAAUUUCCUACACCAUGAUUCUUCGAGCAGUUGUGAGUCUGUCCUCGGCAGAUGCUUGGCAGAAGGCCUUCAGCACCUGCACUGCCCACAUUUGUGCCAUUGUCAUCACAUAUCUUCCAGCCUUCUUUACAUUUUUUACACACUGCUUUGGGGGACACACUAUUCCACCCCACAUACACAUUAUCAUGGCUAACCUCUAUCUACUCAUGCCUCCCCCAAUGAACCCUACUGUGUAUGGAGUGAAAACCAAGCAAAUACGAGAAUGUGUCCUUAAGUUCCCAUUUAAAGGAAAGGACAUUGCUUUUCAUAACAUUUGUAUAAUCUUCUGA